Messenger RNA from Anarrhichthys ocellatus (wolf-eel), 6552 nucleotides. RefSeq names its product natural killer cell triggering receptor (gene nktr). Gene Ontology annotation, biological process: protein folding; protein peptidyl-prolyl isomerization. The transcript has 16 exons. Gene Ontology annotation, molecular function: cyclosporin A binding; peptidyl-prolyl cis-trans isomerase activity. Lineage: Eukaryota; Metazoa; Chordata; Actinopteri; Perciformes; Anarhichadidae. The record is from RefSeq and is a predicted model, not a curated record. Gene Ontology annotation, cellular component: cytoplasm; mitochondrion. Bases 1591 to 5709 code for a protein of 1372 amino acids.
GCUGAGAAAAAAAUCUAACGUGAGCGAGCGAAUUUAAGAUAGCGAACGGUAUUAGCUGUUAGCUAUUAGCUGUUAGCUCAAACGUUUGUGUUAGCUGUUGUUAGCUAGCUAUGUGGCCCGUGAUUACUUGUGGUUCUAUUAUCAACCUGUCGUUGUAAGUAAAAUGUUUGCCCCACUAACAGCUAGCUCACGUUGAGCAAGUCGUGAAUGUGGACAUCGUUUCAAAGGCUAAUACUUCGUGCCCUUUCUUGUUAGGAUUGACAAUAUUUGUGGGCAUUAACAUACAUUUAGCUAUACGUUAUAUUUCAUGUAUAACGCUAAGGUAUUAGCCAUUGUGGUCUUCGUGAUUUGAAUGACAUGUAGCACACAUGACCUCAAAUUUAUGCAGCUAAAUACUUGACAAUACUUCUCCUGAGGCUAUCAUUGCUGUCUAUAUUUAGAAAGGGAGUUUUACGAUGGUACAACACAGUGAAGCUUUGUAACAUGAUACGAGUUAGGCUAUUAAUGUAUUUCUGUCAACAUCUGCUAUUGAUCUCAUUCGUGAAUGCACAUUAGCUGUGGAGUAACAUACAGCAGAGUGCAUUAGGAACUGUUCAUGAGUUUGCUUAAAGUAGAGUUUAUUGACAAUUUAAGUUGUAUAAAUGUCUUCUUGAUAAUCUUCUGCAAGGGCUUUCUCUUUCCUUGUGGUUUUCAGCUAUCAGUGGUCUGAAAUGAGGUCCAGUAGAAUAAUGCAUGCUCUGUUCCUCUUAGACUAUUAUCCCAACACACCCAAAACACACACCAUGUGAGGUCAUACUCUUUAUGUCAGCACAGUGACUCGGCAUUUUCUGAACAAUAUAUCGCCUGUCUCAUGCGAAGAUUAAGCUUCUAAUAAAUAAUUGCUGACAGAUUAUUGGAUGCUCUGCUUUCUUGCAGACUUGCACUUUGCCAGCGAAACAAUGUCUGGCAAGGCAGGCGUGUUAAGUCAUGUACGUAUGUUGUGUGAAGCUGCUGACACCCCAAAUAUUGUUGUGUAGAUUUAAAUAGCAACAUUUUAUUGUCUCUUUUUAUGCAACAGGAGAGGAGCACUGACAUUGAACAAGUUGAGGCAGAGUUUUGGAAACAUGAUUUCCUAAUCCUUUGACAAGGGUAAACAGUGCGAGGUAUCGUCCUAUCGUUGGUGUUUGCUUACAUUAUUGUAGUGGCUGCCGACACACCUUGAAGAUGAACUUCCAUCUACCCCCACUUUGACCAUGUUGUCUACCAGGUUCAGCAGUAGCAGAACGUGACAUUUUACUAAGUGGUCAGUGGAAACAGAGUUAAAAUGUACAGCUAGGAAGCUGUGCUUUGAUUUGCAUAGCCAGUACAUUUCCCCGUAUUCGUCCCCUCCCAUCCUUCUCUCUCCUCCCCUCUCUGUUUCUAUCCUCCCUCUCUGUCUUUUAGUCUCUCUACCUUGUUUCCAACACACUCUUCUAAAUAUGCUGUGCGUUGAAGGAGUACACUUCAGUAGCUUACUGCUUCUUUAAGAGAAGGGAAACCUUAUUAUUUUCCCCUGCUUAGUAUUUUCUUUUGUACCCUUUCUACAUUUUAGGUCAUCGGACUUUGAUCAGAAUGGGGGUGAAAGACCGCCCUCAGUGUUACUUUGAUGUGGAGCUCAACCGGGAGCCAGUUGGGCGCAUAGUCUUCCAGCUCUUUUCCGAUGUUUGUCCCAAGACAAGCAAAAACUUUCUCUGUUUGUGCACAGGUGAAAGGGGAGCUGGCAAAAUCACAGGGAAAAAGCUGUGCUACAAAGGCUCCACUUUUCACAGAGUUGUAAAGAACUUUAUGGUCCAGGGAGGCGACUUUACUGAAGGAAAUGGAAGAGGGGGAGAGUCCAUAUACGGAGGCUACUUUGAAGAUGAGAACUUCAUUCUCAAACACGACAGAGCCUUCCUGUUGUCGAUGGCCAAUCGCGGGAAGGACACCAACGGUUCCCAGUUCUUCAUCACAACCAAGACGGCUCCUCACCUCGAUGGAGUCCACGUCGUCUUUGGUCUCAUCAUCUCAGGCUUUGAAGUGAUAAAGAAGGUCGAAGGGCUGAAGACUGAUUCAGCCAGCAGACCCUACGCUGAUGUCAGAGUGAUGGACUGUGGACAACUUAUCACCAAGUCCGCUAAUGAUGUACUUGGCGGCAAAAGAAAAAGGACCUCCCACUCGGCUGACUCGUCCCUCAAUUCCCACGACUCGUCCUCGCCAUUUUCCUCUUCCGUGGGAUCUGAAAGCGAAUCAGAUGAAAAGUACAAACAUCGCAAGCACAAGAGACACGCAAAGAGUAAACGGUCUAAAAAGAAAAGGAGGGAAUCUAAGAAGGAGAACAUUGAUGUUCUGCCGGCCAAGCAAAGUUCUCACAGUCCUGUGGAAAGAGAGAUGCUGGAGGGAGACGGUGAAGUGGAGGCAGAGAAGGAGCAGAGUGGGCGGAGAGAGAAGCCUGUGGUCCGACCGGAGGAAAUCCCACCGGUGCCAGAGAACCGCUUCCUGCUGCGUCGGGACAUGCCGUCUCAGGAAGAUAAAACGGAGAUAGUUGAGAAUGAAGAAACAUCUGUUUCAACUGACCCGAAACCAGCAGUGUCCAAGUCUGGACGGAAGAUCAAAGGCAGAGGGACAAUGAGAUAUCACACCCCCACAAGGUCUAAAUCACGCUCUGCAUCUGUGGAAGAACGUGGCAGCAGUGAAACUCCACCACAUUGGAAAGAAGAGAUGAAGAGAACCAAAGUUUAUCAACCACCGAGCAUUGAGAGAUGGAGCAAAGGAGACAAAUUGAAUGACCAUUCCUCAAGCAGAUGGGAGGACAGAAGUGACUCUGCGUGGUCCCGGUCUGCAGAGCACUCCUCAGACCGCAGCUCUGAGAGGUCCAGCCUGCUCCGCCAACAAACCAAAGAGAAGAAGAAAGCCAAACACAAGAAGAAGGCCAAAAAACGGAAGCGUGGCAAGAAGAAGAGCUCCGAGAGCAAACCUCAAGAGCCUUUCCCGUCAGUGGGUGAAAGGCCAGUGUCCUCGGAGAGGAAGUCCGGAAGAUCCCGCUCUAAAACCCGCUCCUCUUCAAAUCAGCAUAAUUCGUCAACUCGGAGGAGACGGCGGUCCUCGCCGUCUUUCAGAGACUCACCGUCCUACUCUAGAUCCUACACAACAAGUCAGUCCAGAUCUAGAGGGAGGUCUAGAUCAUAUUCAAGACCCAGAAGCCUUUCUAGGUCUAGAGGUCGGUCUUUGUCUAGAUCCAGAUCUCAGUCCUAUUCUCCAUCCCGGUCGAGAUCCAGAUCCAAGUACAGAUCUAGAUCUUUGUCUCCACCCAGAAAGAAGAGUUUAUCCAGAUCCCCGAGAAAGAGGAAAGCCAGCAAGCACAAAGCGGACUCCAUGAUGUCCGAGAAGCUUCCAGAGAGCAAAGUCCCACCUGUCCCCAGACUCCCGAGUGUCCCGGCUCCCGAAAGUGCCCCGGAGAUCCCAAUGAGCGACAGUCCCCCACCCUCACGCUGGAAACCUGAUCAAAAGCCCUGGAAGCCCUCUUACAUCCACAUUCAGGAGAUUAAAGCUAAAGUAGCUCCCAGCUCCUCCGCUGGACAAACAAUGAGAACAGAAAAAGCUCAGACUCCCACUACGCCAAAGUGUCUGCCAGGUGACUCUGAAAGCCACAAACCUGCAGGGCGCCCAUUCAGCAGGUCCUCCAGAAGCAAGUCCUACAGCCGCUCAUACAGUCACUCAAGGAGCAGAAGUUAUAGUCGGUCCAGGUCCAGAUCCCCUCAUAAGUAUAAAAGCAGAUCAUCCUCCGACAGCAGAUCAGACACCGAAAACUUCCAGAAAACAUGCAGCAACAAGAAGAGCUCACUGGACAAGGAAUGGAAAGAGUAUUACAGCUCUCUGAGGAGGAUCAAAAAUGUAGAUAAGUACAUUUCACUCCACAGUAGUCAAGACGCUCAGCCAGGAUCGGAGAAGAGGCCGAGCUGUGAGCCGGACAUCAGUGACUCGAGGAGAAGCAGCUCUUUGGAGAAAAUCAAAGAGAGCGGCGGCUCACAGGAUCAAGAAACAAAGCAGUGCAGCUCCAUGCUGGCAGAGCCCUUUAACAGCAGGUCUGAAUGGGAUAGUGACAGUGAUAAAGUCAGCCAAAGCAACAGUGCUAACCAGUCAAAAAAGCAGAAACAAGCAGUUCAGUCCAAUGAAUUUCUUGAUAAGAAGUUGUCUGCUCUUACUGGAUGGAAUUCUGAAAGUGAUUGUGAAAAUGUAACCGCCAGGACAUUGGCCAUAUCCGAAAAAGAGGAAGGGGAGGCUAGUUCGGAAUCUGAGAACGAGACUUCCAGGAAGACGUCAGAGGCAGCGGUCGCACUGGCACACGGGGUCGCUGCUGCCUCCGGUCAGCCAGAGGAAAGUCCUGAGAAGGCCUCGGAGCCAGAGAAGCACAAGAGCAAAAAGAAGGCCAAACGUAAGCACAAACGCAAGAGGAGAAGCGAGAACAAAAGCGGCUCCCGUCACAGUAAGGACAAAGGAAAGAGAUCGAAGAGGAAACAUCAGAGGCUCAAGGAGACUUUUCACUGGCAGCCUCCUUUGGAGUUUGGAGAGGAGGAAGAAGAGGACGAAUUAAAACGAGAGAAACCUAGUCCCGGUAGAGUUGUCAAAGAACGGCCCGGUGUGGGCAGCCUGAAUGAGAAAUGUACCUCUUCAAACAAGAUUCCUAAAACAGAAAGAGAGAGGGCGCAACACAAAGCAAAAGAAUGUAUCAACAAAAACCCCAAACACACUGAACUCCAGCUUCAGUCGUCCAAGAGGAACGGGGCUAAUUUACCCAGCUUCAAAGAGGAAGAGUCAUUAGAUGACAUGGACAUUUGUACACCAGAGCAUGAUGCUGAGAUUGUAGAACAUCCGGCCACACAGGAUCUUUAUAAGAACGAGUUAACCCUAAAAUCUACCUCAAGGUCUUCGGAUGUGGCGAGUAGAGAGAGUGCUUUGCCCCACAGCAAAGAGCAGCCUUCUGUUCCCUCCACAGCUACAGCUGGUGGCCUGCAAGAUGAAGCGGCCGCCGGCAGACCUGCCGGCACCGUGGCUAAUUUCAAAUGGAGGCCGUUGAAAGGAACGUCGGCUCUCCAGAACACGAGCGUGCCGCCCGUCGCCACGAAACACGUCCAAAUUCAAGAGGCUCUCAACGCGCAGGGAGUGAGAAUGGAGAUAAAAAGCAAAAGCCGGGUCCGGCCGGGAUCUCUGUUCGACGAGGUGCGUAAGACGGCGCGGCUCAACCAGAGGCCGAGGAACCAGGAGAGCUCUAGCGAGGAGAGGUCCCCAUCCGUGGGGAACACGCGGUCCCCGAAGAAAUCGCGCUCGGCCUCCAGACACCGGUCCCGCUCCAGAGGAUGGUCCCACUCAUACAGCAGGUCCAGGACUCGAUCCCGCAGCUCCAGCUACUUUUCCAGGAGCCGCAGUAGGAGUCGGAGGAGGCGUGGAAGAGAACGGUCGCGCUCUCGUAGCAGCACAUACCGGAGUUACGGGAGUCACAGUCGGACGUCCAGUAGAAGUCAUUCCAGAAGUCGCUCGUAUAAUCAUCGUCGUCGGAGAUCCAGGUCAGACUCCUACGACAGCUAUUCCAGUCGGAGUCGGAGUGCGAGCAGGAGACGAGGGCGCAGGCGAAGUGACAGCUACAGGAGCUCAGACCGCCGAUCCCGGUCGUACCGCUCGUCCAGCCGCAGUUCUUCCAGCAGCCGGUACAGCUGAGCCUCAGGGCGAGAGUCUGGGCAUGCUGUCACUGUUACUGUCAUCAUGAGGAAAAGGCCUCAUAGUCCAUCUGGUUACUAGUUUAAUACGGUACUGUAUGACAGGCUGAGGAAUUGAAUGUUGUAGAAUGUAAAUAAAUAAACCACUUUACAAGCAGAUGUUCUUAUUUUAGGGACUGUCACAGCGGAGAACUACAGCCUAGAAGUAUAAAAAACAAUUUAUAUGUGAAAAAGAACACAAGAAAUAAGCUAUAUGUAUUUUAUAUUGCAUAUUUGUAUAUUCCUUUUUCUACUUCAGUUUUUUUCGACACUGAAAUGUACAAGUAUUCUCCUGUAAGUGUCUAAUCCUCUCAGUUCUGACAUCUGUGAGGAGUUAGUGGGUGUAGGUUGAGGUUUAUUUCUAGAGAAGGCCCGUGUUCAAUGGAAGAAAUCACUUUUUGUAGCAGUUUCAGGCUGUAAUUAGUCUUUGUUCCAUACGUUUAUUACUGGAUCAUGAAUUUUAAAAGCUGUGUCAAAGUAUAAUAAGUCUGAUUUAUAUUAUAUUCAAACAGUUAUGAAUGUUUACACGGAAUAAAUACCACAGCAUCUUAAGCCUACGUUCUUUUAUCUCACCAUGUGCAGUAGAUAGUCGUGCAGAGAUGGCGCCAUCUAGCCUUCAAUUCAGAACUGCAGCUCGUGUGUAGCUGUGAGAUCGAUCCAGUGAGCUGCACUGUAAUGUCUUCGUCCCUGCAGAUUUAAGUUUAUGCAUUAUAUUAUGUCAAACACUACAAAUGCACUUACCAAAUAAUCAUUGUAGUUGUCUUAUUAUAGAGUCCACUUUUCUAUUAAAUGUCAUGUAAUAGAA